CCAAGGCGCCACGGUCGCCGCUGCUGCCGCCUACAGCAAAGAGCCACUUCUUCUGUCUCUGCUGCUAUUUCAAAGGGCAGCAGCAGCAGCAAGCAGCAUCAACAGCAGCAGCAGCAGCAAAGCAGCAGACAGUUAUAUGAGCAGCAGCAGCAGCAACAGCAACUAAUCCGUUCGCUACGUGUUUGAGCAGGGUGCGUUGUUGCUGGCGAGUUAGCCAGCCGGCUGCGUUAUUGUUGAGAGAUUAGUGUUGUUAAGUGCGGGCAGGAGUUCCGAAGCUAAAUGCGUAUUGCGAGUGCCGUGCGUGAGAGGGGUGCAGCGACUGGCGCCGUGGUUAUUGCACAGCGCUUCCAACCCGACGAUCUGAGUUCCGAUUCCAGGCCGCGAAAAACGUCAGCGUUGAGCGAUUUCUGAACAAGUCCUGGGCGUCUCUUAGAUCGACUCGGCCGUGAAUGAGUACUCAGUGCCGAAUGUAUAAACGUUAGCACUGGGGAGACAAAGGCGGUCGGGUGUGGUUCUGGCUACACCUCACACCUCGUGCGCCGUGCUCACCUUCAUAGGUAACAGCACUUGCCGCAACAGCCGAGUAAAGACUACAGGGGGUAGGUUGUCUUUGUCUGUCUGUGUUUGGUGCGUUGAUCACGACGGCAUUUAGCGCUGAGCGAGCGGUACUCGUGUUGCGUCGAGCUGGGGAUCGGUGACUACUUCAAGACAAUCCGGCUCGUAUUCCCGAAUCUGGAGGUCCAGCAGUGGAGAAACCAUGGAACUCCUCGUGGCGUCCACCGCUCUGGGUUUGGCAUCUCAACCGAACGCCACGUGGGACUCCGCCGACUCGGCGAACGCGUCGAGCUGGUCACACGACCCGACCUCGACGUCGUCGCCUCUCGUCAACGCGAGCGCCGGCGGGGCCACCAAUCGAUUCGCGCAGCGCCCGUGGCAGGUCGCGCUGUGGUCCGUGGCCUACGGUGGCAUCGUAGCCGUGGCCUUUUUCGGCAACAUGGUGGUCAUCUGGAUCGUGGUGGCCCAUCGUCGCAUGCGCACCGUCACCAACUACUUCUUGGUGAACCUGGCGGUGGCCGACUCGGCCAUGGCCGCGCUCAACACGAGCAUCAACUUCGUGUACGCGGUGCACAACGACUGGUAUUUCGGUGGCGCCUACUGCCGCUUCCAGAACUUCAUCCCCGUGGCCGCGGUGUUCGCCAGCAUCUACUCUAUGACGGCCAUAGCGGUGGACAGGUACAUGGCGAUCAGACACCCGCUCAAGCCACGCAUGACGGCGCAGAGCACCCGCUUGGUGAUGGCCGGCAUCUGGGCUCUUGCCAUGUGCCUCUCCCUGCCGCUAUCCAUCUACUCGCGCGUCGAGCAGAGGUUCGGCCGUUUCGUCUGCCUCGUGGACUGGCCCGGGAAGAUGGGCGGCGACAGCCAGUUCAUAUACCAGCUGGUGGUGAUGACCCUGGUGUACGUAUUUCCUCUGCUGGUGAUGGCCGUCACCUACACGAUAGUGGGAGUCACGCUCUGGGGGGGGACCAUUCCUGGCGAUAGCUCGGAACACUUUCGGGAGCAGCUGCGAUCCAAGCGCAAGGUGGUGAAGAUGAUGAUCGUGGUGGUGGUGACGUUCGCCGUGUGCUGGAUGCCCUACCACGUCUACUUCCUGCUGGGCCGCACGCUCAAUCGAAUCUAUCACAGGAAGUACAUCCAGCAGGUGUACCUGGCCAUCUUCUGGCUGGCCAUGAGCUCCACGAUGUACAACCCCAUCAUUUACUGUUGCCUCAACAGCAGGUUUCGCACGGGCUUCAAACGCGCCUUCCGCUGGUGCCCGCUCGUGCGCGUGUCCAGCGACGAGGCCUUAGAGCUCUACUCCACCAAGUCGCGCCGCACGCGACACAGCGUCAUGAUGUACUCGCUGACGCGCAUCGACACGAGCGUGCUCACUUCGCUCGACUCCCAGCAAUUGCAGCAGCAGCAGCAGCAACAGCAGCAACAGCAGCCGAAGCAGCAGCAGGAGCAGCAGCAGCAGCAGCAGACGCACGAGGCUCAACGUGAAGAUCGACCGUCGGGGACGCGCCCGACUCUCCCGGGACCUGGGACCAACGGCCACCCCAACCAGUUCGCGUGAUCGAUCAGGCCGAUCUUCGUUCCGUCGGUUCGUGGUGGCGCUCGUAGUUUUACAUCAGCGGGAAUCGCCAACGACCGAGCAGGCAGACGUACUUGCAUAGAGACAGACGUACAUACAGACAGACAGAACGCACGCACGCACGCAUACCCACACACACACACAAAAAAGACCAGUGCCAAGCCUGUUCUCACUUGAUUGCCGUGAACAAACCCAGCUACAAGUGUGGCUAAAAUGAAGUGUUCCCGGCACUGGGCCGGUUAGUAAGUUGACAAGGCAGAUGAUGCUCACUCGCGGCGAUGAAUGAGGGUGGCAAUGUGUAUUGAACGAGCACUGACAGGGAGUCGUGGGGUGUUCUAAUGCCGUAGCUUAACCACUGAAUCUGUAAGGGAGCAGCGUCGGGAAAGUCUUCUGGCCCUGUGACCCCCCCCCCCCCCCCCCAUUGAUCAUCGAUGCCAACGCUGUAAAGUAGCACAGUAAAACGACGACGGAGCGAAGGCUCGUUGCUCCGAUGUGCGUGUAGUUUUUGUGUCAGGUUUUGGGCAAUUGCAUUCAACGUUACAGACACAUUGCGGCCGUCGCUGCAAUAUCAUGCGUUAACACGUAACGUCUCGUCUAACAUAAUACACACCAUAUGUUGAGUGUUGCCGCUGUACGGGGAUGAACAUAGUUCCAUUUUACAGCUUUAAGAUUUUUUUGUUUACACAGAGUGUAUAAAAUUAUCGAUGGUUCUAUGAUAACGUUGCUUUUAGAUAUGAGUGUAGUGUAAAUCUUGGGUAAUAUAAAGAAAUGUUACGUGCCAAAAGCUUACAAGAAUUGUGCAUCUGUGAAAUUAUUACAAGUAAAAUGGCUGUUCUUUAACAAACGUU
Messenger RNA from Lethenteron reissneri (Far Eastern brook lamprey), 2979 nucleotides. Its product is annotated as neuromedin-K receptor-like. Gene Ontology annotation, biological process: positive regulation of flagellated sperm motility; G protein-coupled receptor signaling pathway. NCBI's taxonomy places the organism in Eukaryota, Metazoa, Chordata, Hyperoartia, Petromyzontiformes, Petromyzontidae. Gene Ontology annotation, molecular function: tachykinin receptor activity. The record is from RefSeq and is a predicted model, not a curated record. Gene Ontology annotation, cellular component: sperm midpiece; plasma membrane.